This is a messenger RNA of Cadophora gregata, 576 nucleotides long. RefSeq lists its product as uncharacterized. Lineage: Eukaryota; Fungi; Ascomycota; Leotiomycetes; Helotiales; Ploettnerulaceae. The transcript has a single exon. The coding region runs from base 1 to 576 and encodes 191 amino acids. The record is from RefSeq and is a predicted model, not a curated record.
AUGAACCCCGAUCCGGUGUAUUUUUCGGCCGAACUGGGUGUUUUCCGAAAUAUCGUACUGCUCAUCGCAACUUACGAUCGCUUCCGGUUCAUGUUAAGCAGUAUAUCCAAGGAUGAUGACGGGGGAUCCGCGAAGUUGGGGUCGAAGCCCAUUGUCCGGAAGAGCAACCGGAAAGCCACUGUGAUUCUUUUCGGUCGUUUCGGGAUCGAGGAAAUUUUGAUGCCUCAAGUCGUCGGUGAUGGCAUGCUCAUCACAAAACCGGUUGGACCAGAGGCAGGAGCUAGCUCAGUAAACAUUUCGGCCGUCAUGGACGCGCUUCAGAAGAGUUCAGGCGGACCAGCUCUGUCCGAUGGGUAUCCAGGCCCGCCGGGCGUUAUGCAGUUUCUGGUUUAUGUUCUUCGAGCUCAUUCUCGUUUGAAAUUUGAACCAGGAUUGUUUGAGUGGUGGACUGAUAGCGAAUGUGCGUACAGGGUGACGAGUGGUGCUAUCUUUUGGGAGCUGGAGUGGACGCCGUUUGUGGAAUACAGUCCGCCGGUAUUGAGCGCUAGUCAGUAUAGGAGGAUACUGAACGGGUAG